CUUCCGCUUUGGUAGUAAUGGUCACACACGGGAAAUAGGAAGAUGUUGUUGGGGAAAAUGUUUCAUGCUUGGCUGGAAGAUAGGUUCCUUUGAUAGAAUAGCUUUGCUGCCUUCUUUGUCUUUCAGAAGGUGUGGGGAACGUCCAACAGCUUAGGCCUAAUCCUUUGAGAGCCCAAUAGAGACGACGAGGUCAAAGCAGCAUGGCAGGGAAACACAUCGGUAUAGCAGCAGCAAUAAUCUUUGCUGUUUUUUUAAAAGACUGUUUAGCAUUAGAAGAAACAGAAGGAAAAGAUAUCUACAUGCAAGCUGCAACAUGCCCACAUCGAUUUCAUAUGGGGUGCAUGCUUGACGUUUUAGAGAAAAGUUGUACAGGAAUCCAGGCUAUACAAAGUUGUCUUGAAAAGGGAAAGUGCAAAAAUAUUGAGGAAUUAACAAGAAUAAUUGGGGCUCUGCAACCAGAUAACUUCGAAGCUUUAAACAAAUGUUGCUGCCAUAAAGCAUUUCCCGAGGGUUACGAAGAUUGCAAGGACCCUAACCCAGUUUGCAAGAAGGCCAUCGCCAAUCACUUCAAUGAUGAUGAUUUGCAAAAGCAUUUGAAAUCUCUGAAAUCAUGCCGAAAGACGAAAAGGAAAGAAGCGUGCAAAGAGGCACUAGCAGCAGCAAAAUGGGUUAUGGAAGCUGUGCAAAAAGCUCGAGGUGAAUUAUGGCAAGUAGAAGGUUGCAAAAUUUUAGCACCGCCUGAGCCUAUUUCCACCUGUGGGUGGGAUGUGAAACCUGAACCCAGGGCUGUUGGAAGAGCUGAUCUGUAUUGUGAUACAAUAAUUUGGCAAUUCAAGGAAAUGGGAGCAAGUGAUCCUUUUAUGACUCAAUGUAAAGAUGCACCAAAGAUGCCAGUGCAGAAAGAAGAUCCAGGGCCAGACUCUGGUGACAUGGCAGAGGAGGGAGCUGAAGGUGAAGAAGAUGGAGAUGAAGAGCCGAAUGAAGGAGAUGAAGAAGAAAUGGAGGAAAGAGAAGAAGAAGGUGAAGAACCUUUGGACGGCAAAGAAAAAAAUGAUGAGGAAAGCCCUAGCGAAAAGGAAGGGGGACCUGAUGAGGCUGAAGAUGAUGGAUCAGAAGAAGGAGAAGGCAAGGAGGAUGAUGACAUGGAAGAAGAUGGCAGGGAAGGAAAGGAAGAGCAGAUGGAUGGGUCUGGAAAAAAAUCUUCAAAUAAGGAUGAGUUAUAGCUUUGUACAUUCCUCUGUACCUAUUAUAGAGAAAGUUUGAAGUUAUGAUAGAAAGAGAAUGGUUUAUUCUA
Molecule: messenger RNA, 1294 nt
Organism: Rhopilema esculentum
Lineage: Eukaryota; Metazoa; Cnidaria; Scyphozoa; Rhizostomeae; Rhizostomatidae
Source: RefSeq, a predicted model, not a curated record